AUGUUCUCCAAGCUCUUCAUCUUCUUCAUCAUACUCUCUCAAUCCCUUCAAGAUUCCUCUUCCCAAGUUCUCAGCUUCACUUACAAUGGCUUCCAUCCUCCACUGACUGACAUAUCCGUCCAAGGUAUCGCAACCGUCACACCUAACGGUCUAUUGAAGCUAAACAACAUCACCCAGCGGGAGACCGGUCACGCCUUCUAUACCAAACCGAUCCGGUUUAAAGAUUCUCCAAACGGCACUGUUUCUUCCUUCUCCACAACAUUCGUCUUCGCUAUCCACUCUGAGUUCCCGAUACUUAGUAGCCAUGGCAUGGCCUUUGUCGUCGCUCCUAACGCAAGCCUUCCUUACGGAACCCCAAGCCAAUACCUGGGUCUCUUCAACAUCACAAACGACGGUAAUGAAACGAAUCAUGUAUUCGCUGUCGAAUUUGACACGGUUAUGAAUAUCGAGUUCAAUGAUAUCAACAAUAACCAUGUCGGAAUCGAUAUCAAUAGUUUGAAGUCGGUGCAAAGUUCCCAAGCUGGGUACUGGGACGAGACGGGUCAGUUCAAGAAUCUGAGUUUGAUCAGUCGUAAACGGAUGCAAGUUUGGGUCGAUUACGAUGGCCUUACACAUCAAAUCGACGUGUCUAUGUCUCCGUUCAGGAAGAGCAAACCUACAAAACCACUUGUUUCUAUUGCCAGAGAUCUAUCUUCGGUUCUUUUGCAAGAUAUGUUCGUUGGCUUCUCUUCUGCGACUGGUUCUCUGCAAUCGGAACAUUUCGUUCUUGGGUGGAGUUUCGGGGUAAACGGGAAAGCUCCGCCAUUGUCCUUAUCGAAACUUCCGAAGCUUCCGAGGUGGGAGCCCAGGAAGAUCGACAUCUUCUUCAAGAAGUGGAUGCCUACGAUUUCCAUAGUUGUGAUUCUCCUCGUGUUCGUUCCCUCACUCAUCUUCCUCGUACGCUUCAUCUUGUGGAGGAAGAGAAAGUUUGCGGAGGAGCUCGAAGAUUGGGAAACAAAUCUCGGGAAGAACUACCGAUUGAAGUUCAAGGACUUGUACUACGCAACACAAGGGUUCAAGGAGGAGGGCCUUCUCGGAUCAGGCGGGUUUGGUAGCGUUUACAAAGGUGUUAUGCCAAAGACGCGGCAGGAGAUCGCUGUGAAAAGAGUCUCGAAUGAAUCCCAACAAGGGUUGAAAGAGUUUGUGUCUGAGAUCGUCAGCAUUGGUCGGAUGAGUCACCGGAACUUAGUCCCUCUCUUGGGUUAUUGCCGCCGGAAAAACGAGCUUCUUCUGGUCUACGAUUACAUGCCUAAUGGAAGCUUAGACAAGUAUUUGUACAAUAGUCCUGAGUUAACACUCGGCUGGAAACAGAGGAUAAAAGUCAUCAAUGGCGUGGCCUCUGCCUUAUUCUUCUUACACGAGGAAUGGGAACAAGUAGUCAUUCACCGCGACGUUAAAUCCAGCAACGUCUUGCUAGACACGGAGUACAAUGGGAGACUUGGGGAUUUCGGUUUAGCUCGGUUGUGCGGUCACGGAUCAGAUCCUCAAACCACACGCGUUGCUGGAACAUGGGGAUACCUGGCCCCUGACCACGUCAGGACAGGACAUGCCACAACAGCUACCGAUGUUUUUGCAUUUGGGGUGCUGCUACUAGAAGUGGUAUGCGGUAGACGUCCUAUCGAGAUUCAGAACGAAAGUGGUGAGAGAGUUUUCAUCGUGGAUUGGGUUUUUAGGUUUUGGAUAGAGGGAAACAUCUUGGAUGCAAAGGAUCCGAAACUAGGCUCUGUGUAUGACCGAAGAGAGGUUGAAAUGGUUUUGAAGCUAGGUUUGAUGUGCUCUCACUCCGAGCCAUAUAUUAGACCACCGAUGAGACAGGUGAUACAAUAUCUAAGGGGAGAUGCAAUGUUACCAGAUUUGUCGCCGUUGGACUUGCAUGGAAGAGGGAUGAUGUUGGGAAUCCACCACGGAUUUGGUGAGUCAGGCAUGUUUACCGGUGCUACUUCGAUUGUUGAUUAUGAUUCUAUACUCUCCGGUGGGAGGUGA
Arabis nemorensis is the source of this 2022-nucleotide messenger RNA. NCBI's taxonomy places the organism in Eukaryota, Viridiplantae, Streptophyta, Magnoliopsida, Brassicales, Brassicaceae. The record is from the annotation of a GenBank genome assembly.